Messenger RNA from Cricetulus griseus (Chinese hamster), 2211 nucleotides. NCBI's taxonomy places the organism in Eukaryota, Metazoa, Chordata, Mammalia, Rodentia, Cricetidae. The record is from RefSeq and is a predicted model, not a curated record.
AUGGGAAUUUGGGGGACACUUUGCUUUUUAAUUUUCCUGGACAAAACCUGGGGACAGGAACAAACCUAUGUUAUUUCAGCACCCAAAGUCUUCCAGGUUGGAGCAUCCGAAAAUGUUGUAAUUCAAGCCCAUGGCUACACCGAAGCAUUUGAUGCGACAAUCUCUAUAAGAAGUUAUCCUGACAAAAAAAUUACCUACUCUUCAGGCUAUGUUAAUCUAUCUCCAGAAAAUAAAUUCCAAAACUCAGCAAUGUUAACAAUACAACCCAGCCAACUGCCUGGAGAACAAGACCCAGUCUCACAUGUGUACCUAGAAGUCGUGUCAAAGCAUUUCUCAAAAUCGAAAAAAAUGCCACUAUCCUAUGACAAUGGAUUUCUCUUCAUACAUACAGACAAACCUGUUUACACUCCAGACCAGUCAGUAAAAGUUAGAGUCUACUCGCUGAAUGACGACUUGAAGCCAGCCAAAAGGGAGACUGUCUUAACUUUCAUAGAUCCAGAAGGAUCAGAAGUUGACAUCAUGGAAGAAAAUGAUUACACAGGAAUUAUCUCUUUUCCUGACUUCAAGAUUCCAUCUAAUCCUAAGUAUGGUGUAUGGACAAUUAAAGCUAAAUAUAAGAAGGAUUUUUCAACAACUGGCGCUGCAUACUUUGAAAUUAAAGAAUAUGUCUUGCCACGUUUCUCUGUUUCAAUAGAACCAGAAAGUAACUUCAUUGGUUUUAAGAACUUUAAGAACUUUGAAAUCACUGUAAAAGCCAGAUAUUUUUAUAAUAAAGUAGUCCCGGAUGCUGAAGUGUAUGUCUUUUUUGGCUUGAGAGAAAGUAUAAAAGAGGACCAGAAGGAAAUGAUGCAGAAAGCAAUGCAAGUCACAACGUUGAUCAAUGGAGUUGCUCGUGUCACAUUUGAUUCUGAAACAGCAGUUAAAGAACUAUCAUAUGAAAGCCUAGAGGAGCUAAAUGACAAGUACCUUUAUGUUGCUGUAACAGUCACAGAAUCUUCCGGUGGAUUUUCAGAAGAGGCAGAAAUCCCCGGCAUCAAAUAUGUCCUCUCUCCCUACACGCUGAAUCUGGUUGCUACUCCUCUUUUCUUGAAGCCUGGCAUUCCAUUUUCCAUCAAGGUCCAGGUUAAGGAUUCACUUGAGCAGCUGGUAGGAGGGGUCCCGGUAACUCUGACGGCGCAGACAGUUGAUGUGAAUCAAGAGACAUCUGACCUGGAACCAAAGAGAAGUGUCACUCACACCACUGAUGGGGUAGCUUCGUUCGUGGUCAAUCUCCCAUCUGAAGUGACGGCGCUGAACUUUAACGUCAAAACUGAUGCCCCAGAACUAUCAGAAGAAAAUCAAGCCAGCAAAGAGUACCAAGCGAUCACAUACUCAUCUCUCAGCCAAAGUUACAUUUAUAUUGCUUGGACUGAAAACUACAAGCCCGUGCUUGUAGGAGAAUUUCUGAAUAUUAUUGUUACCCCCAAGAGUCCAUAUAUUGACAAAAUAACUCACUAUAAUUACUUGGUGUUUCAAGCUUUUGAUAAGAGUGACCUGGGCUGUGGAGCAGGCGGUGGCCGUAACAAUGCAGAUGUAUUCAAUCUAGCAGGACUCACAUUCCUCACCAACGCAAAUGCAGAUGACUCCCAACACCAUGGUGAAUCAUGUGAGGAAAUUCUCAGACCAAAAAGAGACCUACACCUCCUGCAGCGGACAAUAGAAGAACAAGCUGCUAAAUACAAGCACCGAGUGCCAAGGAAAUGUUGUCUUGAUGGAGCCCGGCUUAAUGAAUAUGAAACCUGUGCACAGCGAGUUGCCCGGGUCACCAUAGGCCCAAACUGUGUCAGGGCCUUCAAUGAGUGUUGUAUUAUCGCAACCAAGAUCCGACAAGAAGGUUUCAUUAAACCUAUGCAGUUGGGGAGGAUUCACAUAAAGACCCUGUUACCAGUAAUGAAAGCAGAUAUUCGAAGUUACUUUCCGGAGAGCUGGCUAUGGGAAGUCCAUCAUGUCCCCAAAAGAAACCAGAUGCGGGUUGUGCUGCCUGACUCACUGACUACCUGGGAGAUCCAAGGCAUCGGCAUUUCAGACAGUGGUAUAUGUGUUGCUGAUACACUCAAGGCAAAAGUGUUCAAAGAUGUCUUUCUGGAGAUGAACAUACCGUAUUCUGUUGUACGAGGGGAACAGAUCCAAUUGAAAGGAACUGUUUACAAUUAUAGGACUUCAGGGACAAUG